Messenger RNA from Sphaeramia orbicularis (orbiculate cardinalfish), 3274 nucleotides. It is a transcript of the gene bhlhe41, whose product is annotated as basic helix-loop-helix family, member e41. Gene Ontology annotation, molecular function: DNA binding; protein dimerization activity. Bases 183 to 1469 code for a protein of 428 amino acids. Gene Ontology annotation, biological process: regulation of DNA-templated transcription. The record is from RefSeq and is a predicted model, not a curated record. Lineage: Eukaryota; Metazoa; Chordata; Actinopteri; Kurtiformes; Apogonidae. The transcript has 5 exons.
GGCUUUGCAAAGUGGCAGCUCAGGGAAGUAUAGACAUCAGUCUGAAGCGCAGCUCCACUGGAGGACACGCACUGUGCAUCAUCUCCCUGAGCCGUCCGUGUGUAUCUCGUGGAAUAACGUCGUGGAAUUACAAACAUUCCCUCAAAGAAGCUCAGGAGCAGAAAACAAACAGCAGAGAAGAGAUGGAUGAAAGAAUACCGCAUUUACAGGACAGACAAUUCAUGGAACACGCAGAUUUCUUGGGGGUGGAUUACCCAUCUCUCUACAUGUGCAAGUCCAAAAGAGGGAUAAAAAGAGAAGACGGUGGGAAGCAGGACGCAUACAAGUUACCACACCGGUUGAUAGAGAAGAAGAGGAGAGACCGAAUCAACGAGUGUAUUGGCCAGCUCAAGGACUUGUUACCAGAACAUCUGAAGCUGUCGACGCUCGGGCAUUUGGAGAAAGCAGUUGUCCUGGAGUUAACAUUGAAACACUUAAACGCACUGACUGCUGUCACCGAGCAGCAGCACCAAAAGAUUAUUGCUUUGCAGAAUGGAGACCGGUCGAUGAAAUCUUCCAUUCAUGCAGAUCUGGAUGCUUUCCACUCCGGGUUCCAGGCCUGUGCCAAAGAGGUCCUGCAGUACCUAAGCCAGUUUGAGAACUGGACGACACGAGAGCAGAGGUGCGCGCAGCUCAUCAACCACCUUCACAAGGUUUUGGCACAGUUCCAGCCUGGCGCGCCGCCGAUCCAGCACCAGCUACCCACCGGGGAGGAUGGCCAGAAAACCGACAGCCAAGCUAACUGUGUCCCGGUCAUCCAGAGGACCCAAGGCGGGGAGCUUAAUGAGAAUGACACAGACACGGACAGUGGAUACGGGGGCGAGGCGGAAAAGAACGAUGGCAAGGAAAAAGAAUGUGAGCGCAAUAAGGCACAGGGAACCAAAGCAGUGAAAAUCAAGCAAGAGUUUGGAGAUGAUCGCGCUGCCAAAAAGCCAAAGAUGAAUUGGUCUGGAAACGGGUUGGGCACAGACCCCACCAGGCCAGAUUUAGCGUUUAUGAACUCUCUGAUGGGAAUAACCAAUGUGGGACAGCAGACACCGAUUUGCAUGCCUUUCUACUUCAUCAACCCCACGGCCGCGGCGUCUUAUAUGCCUUUUUUCGAUAAAAACAACAUUGAAAAGUACAUGUACCCAGCGGCGGCCGCCCUGGCAUCACCUUUCCCCUGGCUUUACCCCGCACAUGCGUCAGCAGCGGCGGCCGCGGCUGCUGCUGCCGCUUUCCCCGGUUUGUCUGCGCACUUUGGAGCCUCUCCUCAAUCCAAGGACUCCCUCACUCCCGACAGCGAAGGGUCACAUGAGGCUGAGACAGGUUUACCUGAGGAGCGUGAGGAAAGUCCCGCGAGUGACGACGGGGACGGCGACGCAGCUGACGCGUCCCUGGAGAGCCAGAGCAGCCCACAUAACCCAUUCCCUGCUUGUCAAACGAGCUAAUGCGUCUGUGUUAUUAUCCCGUGCGUUCUGCUGAGACGUUUAUGUACUCUCGGAUUUUUCAGAUUAGGCUAAAAGUGAGACUAAGUUUCACAGAAGAGUUUCUCAUGUACAUUAUCUUGGCUAAACGGGGACAGUUGUGACGGUGUGUGCCUUUUGCACUUAACUAGAUUAAUCAAUCUGAAUGAUUAUCGACAAUGAUUGACACUAAUACACGGCUGUGUUGAGCUGAAGUUAGUUUUUUAUCCUCUUUGAUAAAAUAUUUUAAAAACGGCAGCGUUGGUGCCAAAACUUUAAGUACUUCAACAGUGCGCAAUAUCCCAAUCAGUAAGUCUCUUUGGAUGUAUGAAGUUGCAACUGACCUCUGCCAAGGUUAUUAACAGUUUGGCUGUCUCUGACUGUAAAUAUUAUUAUGUGCUAGAGAUUCUGAUUCAUUGACUUGUAAAUGUGCACUAAAUGGGCCUAUAAAAUAAGUGCUCCUGGAAGUUGAACGCCUCUAGGCUACAGAAUAUUACCUCAUCAAAAACUACACAUGGGGUAGGCUAAUGGGAGGCACAUCCACUGUUCCUCCUGACAAGAAAUUCAAGAUAUAAGACACCCUUCACUAUACAGUUAACCUCCAUCAAAAGCAACCACAAAAAUCUGCCACUUUACCAUAACUGAUAUUUUGACUUCAUGGGAGAGGUUAGGGCUCUUGACCCUGAACUCUUUUUGACAGAUCUGAGUUUACUCUGGUUUUCUCUACUUGUUUGUUCUAGAGAGAAGGAAAAAAAAAAACAAUCACAAGACAACUUCGAAUAAUGGUUAAAGGAGCCCCUCAUUCACAAGUGGCUGCCUGACCAGCAUAUUGUAUGUUCCUUGAAUGAUGUAUUUCUGCACAGAGAUGCAGUGACCUCCUGUACCUCCAGGAAACAUUGUAGGAUAGCACCUUAGAUCUUUGAUAUUGAAUGUAACUGUAUUUUCCCAGCUGUUAAAGUUUGUACAUAGGAUGAUCUUUACUGUUUGAGACGUAAAGUGCACUUUUUCUGCUUUAAACCCCUUAACAGUCACCUUAUCAUCUAAAAGUCAAUCACUGUAGUUCUCUUCAAACCUUUUUAUUGUAUUGUUGAGUUGUCUUAAAAUAAAAAUAUUUAAUUUAAAGAGAGAGCAGAGACAUCAGAUGCUUUGUGAUGUUUUCAUGCAGUGAUCGAGUAAGUUGUCCGAUUUGACAAAAUCUUUCUCAUUUCAAUGCUUUCAAGGCAAAACGAUUCAGAUCAUAAUCAUCUUUGUAAACUCCUCCACAUGACAGACUAUCACAGAUUCUGUGUUAUAUGCUAUCAUAAUGUAAAACCUUGUUUUUCCAAACAAAAGUUGGAAAAAAUGGGGUUAUAUUACCAUCAAUUGUGACUAUCAGCAUUUUAAGGAACAUUAUCUUGGCCUGUUUUUUAAGAGAUUAAUACCUGCAAAUGUAGUGUUGAUGAGCUUUUUUCACUUUUCUUUCUUUUUUUUAAGUUUCUCAUGUGACUGAAUAAACAAAUACUUUUCAUUGUAUUUUGCAUACGAAACAUUGCUUUUGUAGUUUUCUUCAGCUGGUUUUUGCCUCAAGUCUGUUAUCAACUGUUAUAUAAAGUGGCAUGUGUGUCUGUAAAUAGUUUUGUGAAUAUACCAUAAAGUAUACAUGUCUAUGUCAAUGUUGUAGAAGUCUAUGGAUUUUUUUAAGGUUUAACUGGGCAACUGUUGCACAUUUCGUUAAUGCUUUACACAUAUGCUGUUCUAAAUUAUUGCUGAUGAGUUGUAAAAUAAAUAUGAAAACUAAGCUCUGCAGGCUC